This is a messenger RNA of Dentiscutata erythropus, 375 nucleotides long. The record is from the annotation of a GenBank genome assembly. Lineage: Eukaryota; Fungi; Glomeromycota; Glomeromycetes; Diversisporales; Gigasporaceae.
AUGCCUAACUCAGCUCAAGCAUAUUGUAAAUAUUUAGAGGCUCGAAAGCUAUUUAAAGCAGAAGAAGCUAAAUAUCUGCUUGUUCUAUUUGAACUAUUGAAAUCUGUUUCUGAAGAAUCAGAUUAUAAAAAUGCUUUUGUAACAUAUGAUAAAAUUAAAGAUGAAGGUAAUGACAAUUUCAAAUAUCAAGUUAAAUUUAAAAUGGGACUACACUUGCUUGCUGGUGCUGGUUGUAAAAAAAAUAUUGACAAAGGGUAUAAGCUUAUUAUUGAAGCCGAACGUCUUCGUUUUUAUCCCGCAAAAAAAUGGAACCAAGAUCAUGGGGAAAAAAAUGAUUAUGGUACAAUCGAGGCAAAAAAACUAUUGAAAAUAUAG